Molecule: messenger RNA, 6152 nt
Organism: Dermacentor silvarum
Lineage: Eukaryota; Metazoa; Arthropoda; Arachnida; Ixodida; Ixodidae
Gene: RYBP
Product: RING1 and YY1-binding protein B
Exons: 4
Coding region: 294-740 (148 amino acids)
Biological process (GO): positive regulation of DNA-templated transcription
Cellular component (GO): nucleus
Molecular function (GO): transcription coregulator activity; DNA binding
Source: RefSeq, a predicted model, not a curated record
GGUCACGUGACUAAAAGGCCAGCCAUCUUGAGCGUCGUUUCAUGACUGCGACGCCGCGUCUAGGGGUUUGUGCGCCUGGUGCGCCUAGUGCCAGUGGGCCCGUGCGGCGCCGUUUGUGGACAGCCCGAGAAACCCGCCGUGUCGCAAGUUUGUCCGCACCCCCGCCGGCAGCCAUGGAAAAUUGGAGGUCGGUUCUACGCUCGCUGCCGCUAGCGCAUCAAUAUCUUCGUAGCUACCAGCACUGCCCUGCAAUGCAAAGGAGCGCGGCUAACCGCUCGUACUGCUUCUAGGCCAUGGACUCAAAGAAGAGUCCCAAUCGACGUCCGAAGCGGCAGGCGCCGCCAACCAAGGAGGAACAAGUCUGGGACUGCAGCGUUUGUACGUACCGCAAUACGGCUGAGGCCUUCAAGUGCCUCAUGUGCGACGUACGCAAAGGAACGUCUACCAGGAAGCCGCGCCUGAAUGCGCAGCUGGUGGCUCAGCAACUCGGCCCGAGCAGCGGCCGCAGGGGCUCGAGCAGCCGGCGAGGGAGCGGGGGCCCCGGUGGGGGCUCGAGCGAGAGCUCCCGUAGCAACACCCGGCCUCGCCUCAAGAACGUGGACCGGUCUUCAGGCCAGCAGCGUGCCGUCACAGUCAACAACGUCACGGUCAUCAUCACCGAAUUCCAGCCUAAGCGGCUCUCCGACGCCUCUUCUUCAACUGAUGGGGCACACUCGGAUGGACACGCAGAAGCACGUUAGGCCUUAGGUGCAGCUGACGUAAUGGUUUGAACUUGCCAGCCACCUUUGCACCACUAUUGUGUUCUCCCGCCCACCCAUCAGUCCUCAGUCUUGGUGCCACAGACGCUGCUUUCCUGGCUGCCAAGGCUCUUUGAGAGUGAAGUCAAGCAUUCCGUGUCAGCUCCUCUCCAGCCAGUUCAGUGUACAGUGCUGCAACGUCCAUUGCCAUCCACAUUCGCACGUCAACUUGCAAGAACAUCUGCCUUGCCUGUCAAAUUUCAGGUGCACUGGUUAUCCUAGUUAGUAGCGGCAGUUCUGAAUUUGCGCUGUCUAUCUAUCGCAGUGCGGGCGCAGUGUCCAACUUGCUCCCAGUGCAGGCACAAAACCUGCACUAGAGCAAUGCUGAGCGGUUCUGUGACAACCACGGAAUGUGGUGCAGACAACACUGGUCAUAGGAGGAGUGCUCAUAUAGUUGUGCUGCCAACGCAAGCCAUUGAAAAAGACCUGCUGCAAAAGUGUUCCAAGUUCAAACUAACAUUGAUGGUGUGUGCGUGUGGCCAGGCUUUGUUCCACGUAUCUGACGGCUUCCCCAACCAACUGGUGCUGCUUUUUCUCGAUGUGUGCGGCUAGCGGGAGCGAAUCCGAGAUGUUUUCCCAAAUCGGCCCUGCCUCAUACUGUCUGGGGUGAGAAGGAAAGUGUGAACCCCAGGAUUGCCUUGACAGACGGGACAAACAUCACGACUCCUGGUUGUAGCACCAAGUUUGCAGCCUUGGCUGCUGUGUACAUUUCUCCAAACUGUUUCCUGUGUUCUUUUCCCCUACAACCUUUGUCGUACAUGCCCGAUACUGAAUAGAAAUGGUUGCUGAGGUCUACGAAUGAGAAAUGGGUUCUUCAUGGGAUGAGCUAAAUUGUAAAGUUGUAAGUUACACAAAUGUGCGAUGUGUUGUGACGCAAUAGAUUUUUCAGUGAGGCCAACUUAGAAUAUAGGCUUGUGCAUCUCAUUUUUCUUGGAUAAUUUUUCUUUGUAUAGAAGACAUGUCAAUUAGUGAACAAAAGUUUCGGAGGUAGCGCAUGCAUGAGCAUUUUUGUUUUUUUUUUUUGUUUUUUAGUCUCAGUUACAAUUUAUCUGCAAAGUGAUGCAGGUUUGCUAUGCUGUGCAACCCUUGGGCUCUGUUGAUCCAGAUAUAUAUGGAUCCUAAUUGCACUCAUUGUUCAUUACAUUUGCCAUAAUGUGAAAAGAACUCAGUCCGUAUUAAGGACUUUUAUGUUUAAAGGCCAACUUCAACAAAAUUUCUAACUGCACAAAAAGCUUAGGGGCAGAUAGUGGAAAUAUACAGCAUCCUCCGUGCAAAAUUAUACAUUUGAAAUAGCAUAGUUGCAUCACAAAAAGCUUGCAAAAAUGUUCUGAUAUUGAAGCUUUAAAAAAAAAAAAUGUUGCCGCUUCCACUCAGAAAUGACCUGAACUCUGAAUGUUGAGCAUCAGCACAGCUCCUUGGCAUGGCCUCUUAUAUUGGGUGGUGCCAUGGCAUGAUGAAAAUUCUGGUGAUCCUGGUGAUCCUGGUCUGGGAUUUGUAUCAUAUAUAGACUAAACACCAGAUGCACACGUCAUCUGCUUUAAGUGCAAUUUAGAUUUUGUCAUUCACAAGCCCUGCCAAGAUUGCUUGAACAGUAUAUACUGCUCAUUUAUGUCCGGUAUAGCCACAGUGAAAAUUUUUUUGCAGUUGGCCUUUAAUGAGCUGUUUGCUUAGCACACGACACAUGCUGAUUUUAUUUUCCCCAAGUGGCGCGCUCUAAUAUCCUCCAGCCAAGUGUUGUCGCCACAGUUUUUAGUUCCCUGUCGUGACCAGCCAAGAAAACCUGAGCAGUAAAAAAAAAGAAAAAUCUCAGCCACGGUAUUCUAACCAUAAUUGGUGGCACCACAAUGCACAAGGUUUCUGAAACUUGCACUAAGAAGAAAUGCGGAGCUAGUGUCCUGUGGGCUUCUCCAGCCAUCGUCAGAAUGAUGGGAAGUACAAUCACUGGCUUGUUUUGGCCAGUCGCUUAGCACGCAGUGGGUCGCUUAGCAUGCAGUGAGGCUACCAUUUUGUAAAUACCUUCCGUGGCAAUAAAACCACUGUUCAGCAUGUUGCUAACAUGUUCUCCAUUAUACUUUGGGAGCAAAAUUUGUCUCUAGAAAUGUCGGACCUCCCGUGAAGCGCUGUGAAGUCGCAAGUGAAAAGGCAGCUCACACAUUGUUGCUGCCGGUGGCAGCACCACUGUAUCUGGUUUUCAUGUAAAGAGUGUAGAAUGUUCUGUGCAACUCAGCAUCAAUAGUGUGAAAAAUUACAAGUUACAAGACGCAUGGAAAGAAGCGAGCUUCCGAGUCGUAUAAGUGAAUCCCUAGUUGAGCGCGGGCAUUGACAGGUGCCAUUACAAACCGUGUGCAUCCCAUCAUUCCCACGACGGUUUAGAAAUGGAAGCAGCAGUUUUCUCUCGAGCAAGGGGCACUGCUGAAAGUAUUUGCCGCCCCUCUUGUGCGAUCAUGUCAUUCCUUUAUUCCUUCAGUGGGCUAACUAGCACUGCCAAAGGUGGCUUGGUGGCUUUGGGAAGUACAUGCCUGGCUCUGCCUUUGGCAGGCAAUAUUUCUGUGUUCAUGUUGCUAAAGCCGCUUUCCUCGCACUGCCCGUGUACUCUGACAUUUCCCCCUGCAACCAUCGCGUUUACGGCGCUGCUCAUUGGCGCCAUUUGGACUUGAACCAUCUCCCCCCCUCCCCCCCCCCCCCCCAUCCUACUUGCUUCUUCCAGUGACAUGCUUUCUCUUAUCGUGUUCCCGUCAGGUUUUAAGCAUUCGAGCCUUACUUUGUAGCUGUGUUGGGACUGCCUCUCGGCUUGGCUUGCUUGGCGUUUGUGGAGCACCAUGUGACUUGGGCCUCGGCAAGUGCGGGCAGUGCAGGAUUGAGGGCCGUGUUUGUACUCGUGGCCACGAAAAGCGCAUUGCAUGGGUUGUCGCAGAAGUGGUUGGAAUGGGGGAGCCGCAGCUGCACAAGAAAGUGAUGAAUUUCCCUCGCAGUUUUAUAGCCAGCUGUAACGAAAUUCUGGAGCAUGUGUAAAAAGCCUAGUUUUAGAUAAUGUAGAAAUGAAGCAGCGUCCGUGCAAUAAUUUAUUUGAGCUACGAGUGUGGAUGCUUCGUUAAAAGCGAGCAAAUCUACGUUUUUGACACUGACUGAAAAAAAAAAUGCUGAAGUUGCCAUUCGCCAGAAUUAAUUCGGAGCCCAGAACAUCGACAAGUAGUGCAGGCUCCGAGACUAGGUAGCACCUGUGGUGCACUGAAAAUCUUGAAGACCGUCGAUCUGGGAUUGGCAUCAUACCACUAAUUGCUAAACACCAAUUGCACAUGCCUACUUAGGUACUACAGAAAGCCUGUUAAUGGGAAAAUUAGACAAUUACCAGCCCCAGUAGCUUAGGCACGACUGCUUCAGUAGCAGAUACUACUCAUUCAGAACCAAUCUAGGCAAAGCAAUGUUUUCUUGCAGUUGGCCUUUUGGAGUACAGCCUGGAACUGAGAGAUACAGUGCGCGUCAAAAGUUUGCGAGGUAUGGGUUCUCCAAAAAACAAAAGUUACAAGUUUGGAGCAAUUUGUUUGUUCCUGCAGGGAGCGAAGUUAUACAGCACUAUGUUGUUCGAAUGCCGUGUACUAUGUUUUUCAGGCUGGAAAUUGCACUAUCAGGCUUUGGGGUGCUCAGGGUUUCAAAAUAUUCAGCUCUUUCUUGGAUUCCACACCGUAAAAAUUUUUGAUGUCGAUGGUAAUUUGCAGGCAACUGCAGCGGGCAUCUCCUCAGACCUUCGCACAUUCUCGAGCUGCGAUUGGAUUUAUUUUUUGAAAUACUUAGAUAUAUUUUUUCCCGAUGCUACAGUGUUCCACAAAAAUGUGCGAGUGGGUGUGCACUUUGUGUCGAUAUAAAUAGGAACACCUAAUCUGUGUUCAAAGAGUGGGUCUGUCAAUUUCGUAAGACAGAACCUCACUCGCUGCUAUUUUUGAUGGAGCUAUUCUGGUAAAUAAGCGUGCUCAUGGAAUUCAUUUUUUUUUUUUCAUUACUAGCAGGCACAAGACCAAUUGCCUAUUUUAGAUGUAAGUUUGGAAUUCCUUUCAUAUUCGCAGACAGAUAUUUGUGUACGAAGCUGCCGUGAAAGAUUGCUUAGGUCAGGUUCAUAUUUGAGCACGGUCCAGUUGCGGAUCGAGGUGCGCUGGAUGGGGGCAAGAAAAUUGGACGCGUGGACCUUGCACACCUUGUAAAAAGGUACUGUUGAGAUCUCGGUGUGCAUUUGUGUUGCUGUCUGUGCCGUACAGUAGCUUCGAAAUAAGAGGCUCCAUAUAACACUUGAUAUUACACUAUAGCUUGCAGAUUAUGGCUGAUAGCAUUAAAAAUUUUUUUAUUGUGCUUGCCAGUUGCUCGUUAGCAUUCAGACCUUGCAUUGAAAUUGCAUUUUGAAGUUCUUUUGGGGCAGUUAUGUAUUUAUAUUUAGCAGUGGUACCUGCUUAAUCAUUAGAUAGUGGAAAUGAAGAAAACCAUUUUCUUAUGGGAAGCUGGUCUCUGACCCAGCGAAUUGAGGCUGUCCACCCACAAAAAAACUUGUGCAGAGGGCAGUGGUAUGCAAAUGGUGGGUUUGUAAUGACAUGUCUAAAUUUAAGCCAUUUUCUUUCAUCUGUCGAGCAGAGUGGCCGACAACAGCAGUGUGCGAGAUAUUGGCAAAGGGUCAAAAGAGUGGGUUUUUUUAUAUGAAAAUAAGUUUUGCACAAUAUUCAUUGCGAUUGUCAGAGGCGUAUGGCAAUCAUAGGCUCGAUUAGCAGGCAGCAGUGGCUUUUCAUUUAUAACACGUGGACCAGUAUAAUGUGAGGGUUCCUUACGCUCAAUUUUAUUGUUUCGGUUCAUGACCAGCCAAUUACGUAGGCAGAGUGCCUCUCGAAUUGAAUCGUUAACAUUAUCCCAGCCCUGGUUGCCAAUGAAACGUGCCUUGUAUACAAGUUAACAUCAAAGUGCAAUCUCGAUGCAAGAUUCGGGUGCUGAGAGAGAAGUUGACAAACAUAAAAGCAGUUUCUUAAAGUUGUUUGCUGAAAUAUGCAAAUCACUGUACAUCACUGUCUCGCAGUGCAUAGACUGCGGUCUGCUCAAGAUGGCACAUUGCAGGUUAAAAAAAAAAAAAAACAGUGUAUGACUCUGCAGUGCCCUUUUUCUGGUCAUGGGGAAAGACAAAAAAAAAAAAAGAAUCAGUCUCGUUCAGAUGUCCUGUCAAAGGCCUCGUCCUGGUGCAGGAUCUUAUUUAUUGCUCCAAGAGAGAGAGAAUCUUGCACAUCUGACUUGUGAGCUUGUUCCACUCUGGACUCUGGUUCUAUUUCAGAUUGUGUGAGACAAGAGUUUUUAGAAGCGGAGAAAAUAAAUUUUUUUUACACUGCC